AUGAAGAAAGAGGAGUGGAUCCAGCUCGUAAAGUACUGGUGUGACCCAAAGAAUCAGGAGAAAUCUGCGAAGAAUAAAGUAAACCGAUCCAAGGUGCAGCUUCACCAAAAAACUGGUUCUAGGUCCUACAUAGCCUAUCGAUACAGCCUGAGGCCUAAGUACAACAACAGCGAUCCAGAUGCUGUAGAGUUCUUUGGGGAAUGUAUGAAUAGUUCCAAAAAUGGUCGCACUCCUCUUGCCAAUGAAAUAUAUGAACGGAUGGUGGCAGAGAAGGAUAGAGAGCCAGAAGAAGGAGAAGCAAAAAAAUCUCCCACCAAGAUUCUCAGCAGGCCGCACUUGAAGAAAACCAAAAUUUGCUGUGGCAGACCCAAGAGGAAGUGA
Molecule: messenger RNA, 381 nt
Organism: Panicum hallii
Lineage: Eukaryota; Viridiplantae; Streptophyta; Magnoliopsida; Poales; Poaceae
Exons: 5
Coding region: 1-381 (126 amino acids)
Source: RefSeq, a predicted model, not a curated record